Messenger RNA from Benincasa hispida (wax gourd), 714 nucleotides. Its product is annotated as protein DELETION OF SUV3 SUPPRESSOR 1(I)-like. NCBI's taxonomy places the organism in Eukaryota, Viridiplantae, Streptophyta, Magnoliopsida, Cucurbitales, Cucurbitaceae. Gene Ontology annotation, cellular component: proteasome regulatory particle, lid subcomplex; proteasome complex. The record is from RefSeq and is a predicted model, not a curated record. Gene Ontology annotation, biological process: double-strand break repair via homologous recombination; mRNA export from nucleus; proteasome assembly.
AGAAUAUAACACCGCACCGCAAGGCUCAGCGUUUUGACCUGAUUAUUUGGGCUAAAAAUUCAUUUGCUAAACAGCAAAACUCUUCAGUUGGCUUGUCUUCUUACCCAUCUCUCGACCUUCUACUACCUUUCUCCACGUCCUAAUAGAACGAACGAAGACAGUUCAAACUUUGUGAUGGCGACUGAAUCCAAAACUGCGACUGAGGAGGUUAAGAUGGAUCUCUUUGAAGAUGAUGAUGAGUUUGAAGAGUUUGAGAUUAAUGAAGAGUGGGAAGUAAAAGAAGAAGGGAAAGAAGUAACACAGCAGUGGGAAGACGACUGGGAUGAUGAUGAUGUCAAUGACGACUUCUCUUUGCAGCUUAGGAGAGAAUUGGAGAGCAAUGCCGAGAAGAAAUGAGAAGAUUUUUGUUUGUCUUGUACGUUUUCUUCUUUUAAGAUCUAUGUUUAACUAGGUCUUUUGACCCCAUUGUGGUUUUACGCCGUCUUCUAUCCUUGUAAAUGGUGGUAUUAUGAAUAUGGUUAGAAGCCUAAAACAUUGUUACCUUUUCGGAUCAGAUAAUUGGAGAAUUGUGAAACAUUUGGCUCUGAAGAAAACAGCGUUUUUUUUUAUUGCUGGUGGUUGUUGUCACGGACUAUGAAUCCAUCGAGAUUAUAAACAUUGUAAAGGAAUCAUUCUUGGAAUGUCAAAAAUGUCGACAGAUUGUCUGACGAGUCA